Molecule: messenger RNA, 2052 nt
Organism: Adineta ricciae
Lineage: Eukaryota; Metazoa; Rotifera; Eurotatoria; Adinetida; Adinetidae
Source: the annotation of a GenBank genome assembly
AUGGAUCUGUUUGACGCCACGUUUUAUUGGGGAAGAAUUACGCGACAAGAUGCCGAAGAAGUUCUCGAACAGUCAGGACUGAAAAAUGGACUUUAUCUCGUACGAGAGAAGUUCGAAGAAGCAGGCGCUUAUGCAAUUUCAUUAUGUUUCUCCAAACGUUUUUAUCAUUAUCGCAUCGAUCGACUGGCAAAUGAUCACGUAGUGCUAAAUGGAUCACGAGCGCAAGAAAAGUUUCCGCUGACAAGUAAUAAUUCAAGGGUCAACAGUCCACGUCGAUCAGCAAAAGGCUCCGAUCAAAUGGAAUUUCUCGGACCUAUGGAAUUGAUUAGUCAUUUUCAAAAGAAUACUGAUGUACUCAUAACAACUCUAUCAAUUCCAUGUCAGAGAACAUUUGAUCAUAAUUUCGUGCAAUUCUGGUGCGUACCGUUGCUUACACCCGAGUUAUAUAUGAAUAAAGUCUGUCAAGAAGCAUCCAAUACCGAUCCAGAAAUACCAAUUAAAGAAAAAUUAACCUAUAAACGAUAUAUUUAUGAACGACGAGUGUUAAAAACAUUGCAUGAAGGCGAAUCUUGGUUUCAUUCUCGUCUAAGUCGACAAGAAGCUGAAAUUCGAUUGAAAAAUGCCGGUGGAAAAAGCGGCCUGUUCCUAGUACGAGAAAAACGUGCCGAUAAACGCUCGCGCGAAUAUUAUUCGUUGAGUUUGUGUUUUCAACGCGAAUUUCAUCAUUAUAUUAUUCAACAAACACCAAACAGUCGACUACAAAUCGCAUCGACGAAUAAAUCAACACAUAUCGAUCAAUUUGAUAGUAUUGUUCAAUUGAUUGACUUCUAUUAUCGAUACCAGAAAGAUCUACCUUGUGCUCUUCGAUUUCCUUGUACUCGUCCUGGUGGCUCUGUGCGAAUCAUUCCUUAUCAAACAUUCUUAGGAUUUGACACAAAUACUGAUCUCGAGACGAAUGAAACUGAUUUAUGGUCUCCCCUAUCACCUGCAUCGGGUGGAAUCUCAAGUGCCUCGUCAUUCUUUGAUUUUGAUGUUCCUCAUCCAUCACCAUCGACUGACUCUGACAAUAAUCAAGAUUCGCCGUCAAUAGAUAACGUUCUUAUCGAUGAAAAAUAUCUCAUUUUCGGGGACAAACUCGGCGAGGGUCAAUUCGGUGAAGUUUACAGCGGCAAACUAAUCGGAAACAACGAAAACAACAAUGGACUAACAAAGCAAACGUUACAACAAGUCGCAAUUAAACAAUUACGAAAUCGACAAAACGCAUUUAUCAAAGAAUUAUUAAAUGAAGGCGAACGAAUGUUGAAUUUAGAUCAUCCAUACAUUGUGAAGAUCUUUGGAAUAUGUAAACAUAAGACAAGCGUAUCGUUGAUAUUAGAAAUUUGUCCGUAUGGUGCAAUGAAUCGUUGGUUACGAUCGAAUAAAACAUUUCGAAUGAGUUACAUUUUGAAUUAUAUGUAUCAAGUUAGCGAUGGAAUGAAGUAUUUACAUGAAAAGAAUAUUAUUCAUCGAGAUUUAGCAUUGAGAAACAUUUUGAUCAUGUCGAAAACGAUCUGUAAAAUAUCAGAUUUUGGUUUGUCGCGUGUUCUGGAAGAUAACUCCUAUUACCAAAUUGGACGUAAUCGUCGGUUGCCUUCGAUAUGGUAUCCACCCGAAGUUCUCGAAACAUCUCUUUUUCAUUCUCAGAUCGAUAUUUGGUCAUUCGGUGUCACUCUUUGGGAAGCAACAUCCUACGGCGAACCACCCUAUCGAAAAGAGUUAACCGAAAUGACCAGCUUACAAUCGGAACCUGUGUCGAAAAAGUUACUUCAUUUUCUACGAGAUGGCAAUCGUCUAAAACAGCCUUCUACUUGUUCUGACCAUGUAUAUGAUUUGAUGCUCAAAUGUUGGGAAUAUGAUAAACGGCAACGACCAACAUUCGACUGGACAAAACAAUAUCUUAGCGUUUAUGCUUUCCAAAAAGAUGACCCAUUCGAUCGUUUUUCAUCCACGGUUGAGGGUGAUAGUAAAUUAUCCAGUUCUUUCUUUCGUCAUGAACAUGAAGAAACAGUUUAA